Molecule: messenger RNA, 2183 nt
Organism: Bursaphelenchus okinawaensis
Lineage: Eukaryota; Metazoa; Nematoda; Chromadorea; Rhabditida; Aphelenchoididae
Source: the annotation of a GenBank genome assembly
AUGGCUUUGGAUAUCAACAAGGAUGUUCGAUCAAACAUAAAAUACGCCCAAAUAUUUCAAUUUUUUAAUAACUUUGGAGAACUUAUCGAUAUUAAACCGAACUUUGAAGAAUUUGAAUCCAUCUUGACGGGCAAAGACAACGAUGGGAGUGAGUCUUAUUAUUUUGUGUUUUUGAUGUUCUAGGCUUUUAUAACUCUUCAUAGUACUGGAUAGUUGUAGAAAUUGAGCUAACAAGUAUUUUCUUAUCAGAAUUCGUCCAUAGUCAUAAAUAAACUAUCUUUUGUUUAUUAUUUAUUAUGGUAAUAAUUUCUAUCGAAAUGUUACCUGUUUUCUUCAAGUUUGUAGAUUUGUGGCGCUUAAUUGAUAGUAUAUUUAAUUUUAGUAUCAGUAGAGUUGUUGGAGCUACAAGCCAAACUACUACGACGAGCCUUUGACAAUUAUCGCUACACGAAUAAAUCCAAUGUUGUUAUUGAAAGAUUCAUUGAAGAACACACAGAACUUCAAAACUUGGACGGAUACAAAGAUUACUUCGACAUUCCUUUGGAUUUGAAGAUGGAGUUAUUCCUGGAGAUUUGUGAUUUGGCUGCAGUUAAUGUAAAGAAUAUACAACUUGGAGUAGGUUGCUUUAUACCUAAUAUUUUACUUCAUUUUUUUCAAGCAUAAUUUUUGUUUAUGCUUAUUAUUUUACUUUAUGCUAAAGUAGUAUUUUAAUUUUCGAAUAUUCUAAAUAUUAUAUUUAUGAACUAAAGUUUAACUGAAAUGUUUUCAGAUGCGAUUAGGCAAAAUGGGACGUUGGGAAAUGCGUUGGAAGCCUUUGGGUAAAGAUUACGAUCAAACUGAAUAUUACUAUCAAGAAGACAGAGAUUUAAAUAUUAGGAUAUACACUAAUUCAACUGUUAACAACAAAAACGUUUGGAGUUUGAAAACGAAGUAAGUUUUAAAUCUUUAUUUAUUAAUUUUUUAACUCUUUUUAUUCGAAAAGUCAGUUUUAUCUAUCCUAUAAUACCUUAACAUAAACCAAAAAGGCUCAACUAAUCAAAUAAUAAAAUUACAAUGUUUUGUUCAGGACAACACAAGGCUUGUAUAAGUUAAUUAAUCAAUUGAAAGGUGCUGAGCCGAUUGAUGAGAGCAUAUCUGUUGCUGAACUACCCGAACUGUAUAUGUCAAGAGCUGACAAAAAGUUCUACGUGUUGUUCGACAAGGAAUACUCGUAUAUUGGUGUCCCUAGACAAAUCGUGGAGAAGGUAAGAAAGAAACGGGGUUUUUAAGAUGUUUAUAGAACUUAAACUCAUUCAAUUUGAUAGUACAUGUUUAUGAUAGCGUUACAAAUUUGUAGGUAUAAUAAUAGUGACAUUGCUUUUUGACAAUGAAUGAAAUACUUGUUUUAGCCUAAACCCACGAAAGACAAAAAACGAAAAUCGAACAUAAAAGGGAAAGGAGAUAAUACUCAAAAACCUGUGGAAGGUGAAGUGAAAGAACAGAAAGCAAAGGAACCCAAAAAAGUAGAGGAAAAGGCCAACAGAGUAAUUUUGAAAGCGUAAGUUAGUUAAUCCAGAAAGGAGUUAUAUGAAAAAAACAUUUUUUUACAAAGCAAAUAUUUUAAUUAUAUUUUUUUUAAAUUUAAUUUUUAUAACGUAAAAAAUAAUGACAAAACCUCAUUUAGUGUGAAAUUGUCGGCAACUCAGAACAAGGAAGCCAAUUUGAUGUCAAGCUGGCUGAAUCGCAUCCCAACCGAAGCCAAAUUUAACUGUAAGAAGUGCAACGAAAAAGGAGACGCUACAUCUUUGAACGUAUGCAAAACUUGUGACGUACGGUACCAUUUUGCAUGUGUCAAUCGUGCUACGAAAAGUCGUAUGUGGAAUUGUCCCAAAUGCACCAACAAAGACUUGGUGGGCCGUUUAACUAUGGUAUACAUACGGCUUAAUGAACUGAAAGAAAAGAAGCGACAACAGCUUCUGGAGAAGAACAAUAUUGUGGUAAAGUCCGGGUAUUCUCUCAGGAAGUAUCAGGCGUUGGAGAAGUUGGAACAAGCGCUCAUAGAUGAAGGAUCAGAUGUGGAAUCGGAGGAAGAAGUCGAUAGCAGUUAUCAUGAAGACAAUGACGGGGAAGAAGAAGAGGGCGAUAAUGAAGAAGAUGGGGAUGAAAACGAAGAACCUUCAGAUUCCGAGGAUGACAAUAUAUAA